AAACCCGUGCAGACAUGGCCUCAAAUGUCUCUUUCCAUGUCGACUCUCAACGUCCUCAGAACUCUUGGAUAUGAUAAGCCUACUCCAAUCCAGGCGCAGGCGAUUCCCACUAUCGAAGCCGGCAGAGACGUGAUCUCUGUGGCAAAGACCGGCUCCGGGAAGACCCUUGCGUUUGGUGUUCCUGUCUUGCGCCACAUUCUGGAUCAGCGGGAUCUUGGAUCUUCUGAUGGCCCUAUCGCCUUGAUUAUGGCUCCAACUCGAGAACUAGCGGUUCAGAUUCAGCGCGAAUUGAAGCCUUUCCUCAAAGCUCAUUCGUUGAAGGCUGCGUGCUGCUAUGGCGGAGUGCCGAUCAAGGACAACAUCGCCGACGUCAAGCGAGGAGGCAAUCACGUUAUGGUUGCAACCCCCGGCCGUUUGAUCGACUUGAUGGCUAGUAACUCGGGUAGGGUUCUGAACCUGAAGCGUGUUACUUACGUGGUUCUAGACGAGGCAGACAGAAUGUUUGAUAUGGGCUUCGAGCCUCAAGUCAUGAAGGUCCUCCAGAGCAUCCGUCCAGACCGCCAAACUGUUCUCUUCUCGGCGACGUUUCCGAAAUCAAUGGAGAGUCUCGCUCGAAAGGCCCUCGUUAAGCCCGUCGAGAUUGUGGUUGGUGGAAGAUCUACCGUUGCUCCCGAGAUCAAGCAAAUUGUCAAAGUUGUGGCACCAGAAAAGAAGUUUAACGAGGUUCUCUUCGAACUCGGCCAGUUGUUUAAGGAAGACGAAGACGCACGAGCCUUGAUAUUCGUGGAGACACAAAAGACUGCUGAAGAUCUGCUUGACAAGGUCAUGAAGAAAGGAUAUCCAGCCCGUGCUAUCCACGGUGGUAAAGAGCAAAUCGAUCGCGAUGAUGCAAUCUCUGACUUUAAAGCUGGAAUCCUUCCUGUCGUCGUGGCCACUUCGGUAGCUGCUCGAGGACUAGACGUGAAGCAGCUCAAGCUCGUCAUCAACUACGACCCGCCCAGCCACUUGGAGGAUUAUGUCCACCGUGUCGGACGGACUGGUAGGGCUGGAAACACGGGUACAGCCGUAACGAUCAUUACGGAAUCUCAGGAGCGCGAGUCGAUCCACAUUGCCAAGGCACUUCGACAGAGCGGACAACCGGUUCCCGAGGAUCUACAGAAGAUGGUAGACUCUUUCAUGGAGAAGGUCAAGGCAGGUGAAGAGAAGAUGAGUGGUUCUGGGUUCGGCGGCAAGGGUCUUGAAAAACUAGACCAAGAGCGUGAGAGAGAGAGGAUGCGUGAGAAGCGCGCAUACAAAACAGGGGAUGAGCCCGAUGAGGAAGCUGAAAAGGAGAAGGUAUCGGAAGAGGACGAUUUCACGGUUCAAAGUUCGGCUAAUCCAGCACCCGCGCAGAUACAGGUUACAUCUUCUUCAGCACCCCCGCCCUUAGACGUUCCGCACUCAGACGCUCCGUCCUCAGGCCUUCCAGAUCUAGACGGUGAAAUCAUUGUCCAUAGGACCGAGAAGCUAGCCGCUGGCGGCGCAGGAGGCGAUCAUAUGGCGAGAGUUCUCCGAGCAGCCCAGGCUAUCGGAGGACGUCUUACCAAGAAGAAUAUGAUCCACCCUGGUCAACCAAUCGACAAUAAGGGCCCAGAUGCAGGCGCCUUCCACACCACCUUGGAAAUCAACGACUUUCCACAGAAAGCUCGUUGGGCUGUCACCAACCGGACCAACGUCGCGAAAAUCCUGGAUCGUACAGGCACAUCGAUCACCACAAAGGGCAACUUCUAUCCUCCGGGCAAAAAUCCUCAGGAGGGAGACCCCCCUAAGCUCUAUAUCCUAGUGGAGGGCGACACGGAGGCGGUCGUGAAGGGUGCCAUGCGCGAGUUGCAAAACCUGCUGAAGGAGGGAACCCAAGCAGCUCUGGACAAUGAAUCCAGAGGCCCUGGUGGUGGACGAUACAGUGUUCUCUAAAGCAGUGUGACGCUUCUCCGAAACCGAGUACAUGAGCAAAGAUACGUUACUUGGUUGGUUGCAUGCACAGGCGUCUUUUUUGUCUUCAUUUCCUGCGUAAUGGAUGGGCUAUGGAUGAUGGAUAUGGUGGUUGGGUUCCCGUACGACUGGCGGGGAUCCAUUGAGCAUCGCUCAUGUGGAUAACGAUAUCGCUGGAUUGGCGAUUUUGUCAAUCGUAACAUGGUUGGGCUACGGUUGAUGGGUGAACAACGGUUGGGCUUUCGGGUACGACUAGCGGAAACUUAGAAAGUGUGGUUCAUGGAGGAGAUGGCUCCCAAGAAUUGGCGACCCUGUCAAUCAUAUGGUGGCACAUCUAGGUUACUUCAAACGGUGCUAUGCACUUGUUUGAUGACCGCCAUAAAACAGAAAACUAAAAAAAACCUCCUAUAGCAGAGCAAUUGAAGCAUGAUAUGCCUCUUGCAUCAUAC
Molecule: messenger RNA, 2420 nt
Organism: Mytilinidion resinicola
Lineage: Eukaryota; Fungi; Ascomycota; Dothideomycetes; Mytilinidiales; Mytilinidiaceae
Product: DEAD-domain-containing protein
Exons: 2
Coding region: 25-1953 (642 amino acids)
Molecular function (GO): RNA helicase activity; RNA binding; ATP binding
Source: RefSeq, a predicted model, not a curated record